Messenger RNA from Talpa occidentalis (Iberian mole), 3334 nucleotides. It is a transcript of the gene EIF2B1, whose product is annotated as eukaryotic translation initiation factor 2B subunit alpha. NCBI's taxonomy places the organism in Eukaryota, Metazoa, Chordata, Mammalia, Eulipotyphla, Talpidae. The coding region runs from base 127 to 1044 and encodes 305 amino acids. Gene Ontology annotation, cellular component: eukaryotic translation initiation factor 2B complex. The record is from RefSeq and is a predicted model, not a curated record. Gene Ontology annotation, biological process: translational initiation. The transcript has 9 exons. Gene Ontology annotation, molecular function: translation initiation factor activity; guanyl-nucleotide exchange factor activity.
GAAGUGGGGUGCGGAGCCUCGCGGCGCGCUGUCAGGCUCCGCGGCUCCGAGGCGGCGCGGUCGUCGGGCCCUUCCGGGCAGCGCGCGCGGCUCUGGGCGCCGGGGGUCCGCGGUCCGGAGGGCGCCAUGGACGACAAGGAGUUAAUUGAAUACUUUAAGUCUCAGAUGAAAAAAGAUCCCGACAUGGCCUCAGCCGUGGCUGCCAUCCGGACUUUACUAGAGUUCUUGAAGAGAGACAAAGGGGAGACGAUCCAGGGACUGAGAGCGAAUCUCACCAGUGCCAUAAAAACCCUUUGUGGCGUGGACUCCUCCGUGGCCGUGUCCUCGGGCGGGGAGCUCUUCCUGCGCUUCAUCAGUCUCACCUCUCUGGAAUACUCGGAUUACUCCAAAUGUAAAAAGAUCAUGAUCGAGCGGGGAGAGGUUUUUUCCGACAGAAUAUGGCAGUCGAGAGAGAAAAUUUCAAAUCUGUGCCAUACUUUCAUCAAAGAUGGGGCGAGAAUACUGACUCACGCCUACUCCAGAGUGGUCCUGAAGGUCCUGAAAGCGGCUGUGGUGGCCAAGAAGCGCUUCAGUGUGUACAUCACCGAGUCACAGCCCGACUUGUCAGGGAGGAAAAUGGCCAAAGCCCUCUGCCACCUCAACGUCCCGGUCACCGUGGUCCUGGACGCUGCUGUGGGCUACAUCAUGGAGAGAGUGGAUCUCGUCAUAGUCGGCGCCGAGGGAGUGGUUGAGAAUGGAGGAAUUAUUAACAAGAUUGGAACCAACCAGAUGGCCGUGUGUGCCAAAGCACAGAACAAGCCUUUUUAUGUGGUUGCAGAAAGUUUCAAGUUCGUGCGGCUCUUUCCACUGAACCAGCAAGAUGUCCCAGAUGAGUUUAAGUACAAGGCAGACACUCUGAGGUCUGCACAGACUGGACAGGACCUCAAGGAGGAGCACCCGUGGGUGGACUACACCUCUCCUUCCUUAAUAACACUGCUGUUUACAGACCUGGGAGUGCUGACACCCUCGGCAGUUAGCGACGAGCUCAUCAAGCUGUAUCUAUAACCGCCGGCCCCUGCCGCACCCAGAUGGUGGGGCCGUGCAGCCUGAGCAGCUUCUGGACCCUUUGGUGAACAAGGCCAAAGCGGAAUUGGCUUUGUGUGAAGAUUUGUGAAUGAGGACUCAAAGUCAUAAGCCUUGGAGAAUUUUGUAUUCACUUCAGUCCCAUCUCAGAUAUGUUCAUCGUUCCUCUAAAAUCCAACCUAAAUUGUGCUUACGGUUUCCAGAAACUUUCAUUUCCAGUUUCCAGAAUACAAGUUAGAUUAUUGGCUACUUACUGAUGAAGAAGACAGGCCCACGUCCCCUCCCUUGCUCUUCCCAGCUCUCCAGACUGCUUUUCCAAAACAGGGAUGCUAGAGCAGCAGGCCUGAGAAGGCAGGAGUUCCUGACUUGUACGAAAGGAAGAACUUGCUUCAGACUUCCAGGAGUGAACACCAGCCAGGGGCUGCCGUCCCCCCACCAGGAUCAAGCCAGACGAAGGGGGAUCUCCCGAGGGGACCUAAAGCAGGCAGAAACCACCGAGAUGCCUUCCAGAACUCCCACAAACUAAAAAAGAUGGAAUUUCCUUUAAUGAGUGGGUUAUGAACAGCUCUUUAAAAUUGCACUUGGGGACAUCCAUCCUGUACACUGACUCUGGGGACUAGACCCACUGGCCGCCGUGGCAAGGGCACCGCACAGCCCUGUUCACACACAUCAGACACAGUCGCCUGGAAGGGCAUCGUUUAUUCAAAAGGCAGGAUCUUUUCCAGAAUAUGGCUUGCUGUUCCUGUUUUUCAGAUACUCAACAAUAAAACAGUACUGAGGGCUAUUCGUAGAAAAGACCCAGCCACGUCAGUCACCCUCUGCCGGGGUAAGGACACACUGGAGGAUCUGACAAGGCUAAAGUUGAGUAAACCUCAGCAUCCCUACAUUAAAAAAGGCUAAGACAGCCACAGAAAGGUGAGCUCUAUAAUAAGUGACCCAUUUUCACUCCAAUGUUGUCACAUUUUCCUCUGUUAUACUUCUUCAGGCUUGCAACAAAACAUUCAUGAGUAUGAAAUCCCCUGCACGCCUCUCUAGUCUGAAAGAAUGGCACUCAGAUGACUUCUUAGGUGUCCACUGGGUGGCCAGCAAGAGCCAACAGUCGCCGUCUGCUGAGCAGGGCCAUGCGGACACUCCCUGCAUACACACGCCCCCACUGCACCCUGGAGUCAGCAGGCAGCUUCCAGAUCUGACACCCCGAGGUCUGCUGUUUUGAUGGUCCUUUUGCCACUUGUUAGCAACCCCUUCUCAAAUUCUUCUCCAGAAAUUUUGCCUUUCUUAAACUUUUUCAAGAGCCUUGUGUCAUUAAGAAGCUCCUCCAUGUCUUCAUCUUCAAUAUCAGAACCCUAAGUGCAGAAGAGAACAACAAACUACUGAAUUUCUCAGCAAUGGUGUUUCAAGCGAAACCAGCAAUUUUUAAUCAGGAACUACUCUCUCAGAACAGCUUGGCAAACAGACUGUUCCCACCCUGAGUCUCUAGCAUAAUACAGAAAUAUGAGCGCCCCGCACAAUUUCUAUGAAAAGAUACAGUAAAAUCUGCUUAGGAUUCUAGGUUGAACAUUGAAGGAAUAAAGAAAACUGAAAACUUCACCUCUUCCCGUUUCCUUUUUUCAUUCAUUUUUCUCUUCUUUUCCUUUUUGGCUUUUUGCUUUGACCAAGCUUUACUUUUUAUGAAUUUUUUUCUUCCUUCAUUUUCUGUCUUAUCUUUCCUCCGCUGCUCCAGUAGUUUCUGCCUCUGUUUCUCUCUGGUUUUAUCUUUAAAUGGAAUGGUGUCUGUGUCAACAUCCACAGGCACAAAAUCUGAAAACUGCCUUCCUCUCAGUUCCGGCAUCUUGGGCAUCCUCAGCAGGGCGAAACCUCGAGCAAGACUAGCAAAAUCAAGGUCUGAUUAAACCAAAACAUCAGAAUUAGCACACCUGGCAUGGGAGGAACAACCAGUGGAAGAUUCCUAACACUAACUUUUUCUAAUCAAUUGAUCUAGUGGAUUCACUGUAAGAUAGGUUUUUUUAAAAUACAUAAAAUAGGGCCUCCCGGAUGGCGCAGCGGUUGAACACUGGGUUGCGAAGCUGCCUGCAGCCUCUGCAGCGCGGGUUCGAUCCCUGACUGCUCCCCAGCCACCGGAGGAGGGUCCCACAUGGCGCGCAGACCUCUCCUGCCACCUGCUGCUCCCCUCAGCAGUGUCCUUCGGUCCUUCUGCCUGCUCUGCUCCCUGCUCUGGCUCUGGUGAAUUCUCUCACCCUCCUGUGCUUCUGACUGUACCCAGUGCAUGUAUAAA